This is a messenger RNA of Symbiodinium necroappetens, 1371 nucleotides long. The record is from the annotation of a GenBank genome assembly. Lineage: Eukaryota; Dinophyceae; Suessiales; Symbiodiniaceae.
AUGGCCGUGGUGAACUACGCCGGCAGCGACGUCUGCUCCGCUGGCCCCUCGGACGCCUGCGACCGCGCCAUCACCGCCACCACCGCUGUGGGAGUGAGCGUCGGGAUCCUGGGUGGCAUCCUCACGGCCGUCUUCAGUCCAGUGGUGGGAGUGCUGGGUGAUCGUUUUGGUCGUCGUCCGAUGCUCAUUGCUUGCCUCUUCGCCAGCCAGUUUGCAACUUUAGUGAGCCUCGGUAGUGACCCAAAGUGGGUCUUCAGUGCGUCCAGCACAAGCGGCAAGCUGAGGAGCUGGGGAGUCUACUACUUCCAGUGGAAGUUCUAUUGGUUCUUCGUGGCUUCUUUGAUCCCGGCUUUCGUCCCAGCGGAGGUGCUGCUGUCGAUGUGGAUCUUGGACAUGACGAGCGAACGGAACCGCGCGUCGGCCUACGGGCUGCUGGGCGCUGUGCAGGUCCUCUACGGCUUCACGGCGCCCCUGAUGGUCGAGUUCACUGCGGCCUCUGCCAAUCCCAGCCUCACGGCCACGGCCCUGAACAUGAGUAUCACGUGCAAGAUCUCUGGGCUCUUUCUGGCGGUCCUCUUCUUGCCGGAGUCCGCUUCGAUCGCUGCGGACGGGGAGGAUCCUCGGCCAGGUUCCUCGGAGGGAGGCGACUCCGUUUCCUCUCAGGGCGAUCGUUCUCCGAAGAAUCAGUCCUUCUACCACUGUUUGCUGCAGCUCCUGCAGAACCCUACGGCCAAGGUUGCGAUGCUGAUCUCCAUCAUCAGCUCCUUCAUGAACAUCGGGGAAUCACAAGUCGCGACGCAGUACACGAAGAACAGGCUCAGCGUCAUGGCGCAGGACCGCGCGGGUCUUCGGCUCUGCGGCGUGAGCGCCGGGCUCUUCGCGAACACGGUGCUCUUGCGGAUGUUUCGGGGAGCCUUCAGUGUGAAGCUGCAGGUGCUCGUGUGCUGCUUGUUUGGGCUUUCGACCCAUGUGAUAUACAUUCUUGCCACCAGCGCAACGGCCCUUUAUCCAGCCGCCAUCUUGGGGGCUUUGGGGUCUUUGGUUGUGGUCUACGUGAGCACCUUGAAUGCCAAUGUUGCAACCAUCUCUGGCAUGCCUUUGGGCACGGUGCUGGGUGUCCUCGCAAGCGUGGGGCAGAUAGGCAUGAUUCUGGGCCCGCCGGUCUUCUCCAGCGUCUUCUUGAUAUCAAUGCGAGAUGUCUUUUGGGGUCACUCCUUCCCGCAGCUGGCCUUCUGCUUUGGCAUCGUCUUGAACUUAAUCGUCGUGAGGCUCCUACUGGCGGUGCCCGAGGCUGCAUACGAGGGCACACGUCCAUCGCUCCCCCGCGAAGUAUCACAAGAUCCACAGGAUGAUCUCACGGCAACGCCCUGA